Molecule: messenger RNA, 1233 nt
Organism: Blepharisma stoltei
Lineage: Eukaryota; Ciliophora; Heterotrichea; Heterotrichida; Blepharismidae
Source: the annotation of a GenBank genome assembly
AUGAAGUUCUUUCUUAUUAUAUUAUCUCUCGUUUUCGCGAAGAACUUAAAGUCCACCAUUUCUCUUUCAAAAGAGCAGCCAGCACAAUAUAUCACAAAAUUCGGUGUAGAUCUAGGAACAGGGCAUUACGACAUACGUUUAAGAAUUUCGAAAGGAAAAAAAGAUUACACAUAUGGAAAAACUUACCCAAUUGAGCUGCUUUUAUAUAGAGACAGCGACUGAGACAUGUCAGCUUUCACAUGUGAGUCCAAGCAUAAAGCUGUCAAUAUUACCUUAAAUAUCCCUAGUGACGGAAGAUGGUCUGAAUCCUUUUCUGGAGAAUUAGGCGAGCCAGAUUUCCCUCACAUAUGAUUUUUCACUAUUGCAGACUGCAAUCUGACACUUGGAGACUCAUCAAAGCUAAGAGUCGAGCUAUCAAUCCUAAGUGGCGACAAAUCAGAACUUUCCGUAGAAAUGAAAGGUAUGAAGCGAAUUUAUAUUUUUGUAUGCAUAAUCUUUGUACUUAUGCUGGGAAAUAAUAUAUGAAAGCUGUACAAGUACUUCACAGCUGUAGAAGAAAUCGAAACAAAUUUAGUCAUGCUAAACCUCGCAGUUGUUUUUCAGUUCAUUUCUAUGAUAUUCCAUAUCUUACAUAUAUCCGCCUAUGAAGGCAAUGGACGAGGGGUUGGAGCUUUUGUAUUUUUUGGAAAUGCGACAGGACUGAUAUCACAAUAUAUUAUGAUAGUUUUAUUAUUGUUAAUAGCAGAUGGGUGGACUAUUUUAUAUAAAAAUUUCCCUUCUCCUGAAGCCUAUUUAUCAGUGAUUAUUUUGGUAGGGCUUUUAAAUUUGAUUAUAGCAGCAGUUGAAAGGACAAGUGACGACGCUUAUUAUCUAUUUAGCAGCUUUGAAGGAACCGUUGGCUGGUGCUUAUUGGCAUUUUACACGAUCCAUUUCGUAUGAUUUGUUUUAAAUAUCCGCGCUCUUUUUACUAAGGUUCCUGGAAAUAUGAGGCCAUUUUUACAAAGAUUUGCGGUGGCUUCGUCUAUUUAUAUACUGUCACUGCCACUUUUGAUAGGGAUUGCACAGUUAUUGCUGCCUUAUAAGAGACAUAAAUUUAUUAGUGGUGCGAAUUUGUUGGUAGAAGGUUUGACGAUGCUGAUAUUGUCAUAUUUGUUUACGAGGAAGACUCAGUAUUAUAAACUUUCCACAAUGGCGGAUUCAAUGCUUCCAACUUCAAAAUCACAUUCAAACUAG